UUGAGCCAUGGGAAUGGGUGAUCACAUGGACCCAGGCCCCCAAAUCUGCAGUCCUGAGAAGAGGACCCUAGAGGGCUGGGGCAGAGAGGGGUCAUUAGGGGGUGACUGGACUGUGUUGCUGGACUCAGUGAUUCUAGAAAGAAACUUCCUUCUUUGUCUCAGCCUGCAAUUUGGGGAGUGGGAACAGAACUGUGUAUCUAAAAGUCUAGUGCAUAUCAGCCAUGUGUUUCCUCUAGUACUGCAGUUCUUCAACCAGAUGCAGGAAGAACUCAAGCAACUGGACAUCAAAUUUGUGCAGGGUCUGGCAGAUGCUGGGCACAAACGGGACAUGAUGUGGGGAGAGGUGUUCCGGCAAAUGGAGGCUCUGCGGGCAGGCAACGAAUCAUCCUGUGAGCCCUGCCUGGAAAACUGGAUGGCAUUUCAGGGCUCCUGCUAUUUAUUUUCCACACAGUCACAGGACUGGUUUGAAGCCAAGGAUCACUGUGCUAAGAAGGGUGCUCACUUGGUCAUCAUCAAUAGCCAAGCAGAGCAGAAAUUCCUAAUAUCAGAGGAAAAUACUGUCUACUGGAUUGGCCUUAAGAAGCAGUAUCCAAAGGGCAUUUACAAGUGGCAAGAUGGCUCAGCACCCACCUUUAUCAACUGGCCUGAUACCACAUCUUCUGACAAUGACUGUGUCUUCAUAGAGAAGUCUGGCUUCUGGUUCUCAGGGAUGUGCCAGGUGUCCUGGUAUUACAUCUGUGAGAAGCCACAGGUCUGCUGAGACUGAUCCUUUUAUUCUGCCUGCAAUCUUGGAAAAGGUUGUCUUGAUAUUUGACCUCAUAACAAUUCCCCAACUUCUCUGCAGAAAAAGGGGUUUUCUGAAAGCUCCGGUCCUCUUGGGAGCAUCUUUCCCCUUUCUUGCCCUGACUUCUAAAUGCUGUUGAGGAACAUGAAAAAUGAUGCCAGGAUGGAACAAUGAGCAGAAUAUACUGUGUAGGACUUUCUACAAGAUAAAUAAUCUAGUUUUUAAAAAAUUGACAUAAAUAAAGGCAAAUGUAGUAUUGUUAGAAAAUAAAAGAGCCUUAAAGACUGAUGUCUAAAUUAACAUGUGUACUAUGUUUGGGUUUUGAUUUGAAAAAGGUUUUGAAGAAAUCACAAUAUUUGAGUAUGCAUGUAUAUCAGGCAACACGAAGGCAAUUUUAUUUAUUUGUGAGUCGUGCUAAUAGUAUGGUAUAGACAGAUGAUGGAUAGAUAGAUAGAUAGAUAGAUAAGAGAUAUAUCACUAUGUGUUAGCAAUACAUACUAACAUGAGUAUGGGUAAUAUAUAUGGGUAAAUUUGUGUACUGUGUAGGAUUUCCUUAAAACAAUAAAUUAAAUAAACAGGAAGGUUGUAUAUAAGAAAUUCAAUUGGCCAAGUGUUUAUAAUUAUUAAACUGAGACAUAGAAGUCGAUCAUA
Mustela lutreola (European mink) is the source of this 1435-nucleotide messenger RNA. RefSeq names its product C-type lectin domain family 4 member G-like. The transcript has 5 exons. NCBI's taxonomy places the organism in Eukaryota, Metazoa, Chordata, Mammalia, Carnivora, Mustelidae. The coding region runs from base 8 to 760 and encodes 250 amino acids. The record is from RefSeq and is a predicted model, not a curated record.